AUGGGCAACGUUGUCUCAGUCUUUUCACCCGGCAACGGUCACCAGCUUGAGGGGUCCGCUGCAGAACUCGAGCAGAAGCUUGCCGACCGCGAGGAGACCAUCACUGUCCUCGAGGAGGAUCUCUCAAAGAAGGAGAAGCAGUACAACUCCCUUUCCGAGGAGGCCGAAGACCUGCGCAAAAAGAUUCAGGACCUCGACUCCCAAUUGACCUCGUCCAAGCAAGAGAACAAGUCUCGCAUCGCCACUCUCGAGUCCGAGCUCGCCACCAGCAACGACAAGAUCAACCACCACCUCCAGGCCAACGGCGACGCCAACACCCAGCGCGCCCAGGAGCUUGAUACCGCAAACAAGAAGCUUGCUGCUCUCCAGGAGCAGCUUGACAAGGUCCAGCAGGAAAAGAAGGCUCUCGAGGAUGAUCUCGCCGCCGUGAAGGAGCAACUGGCCGAGGCCAAGAAGGAGCGCGAGACCCUCGAGGUCUCCCUCCGCGACGAGCUCAAGGCCCUCCAAGAGCGCCUGACCGAUGCCGACCAGGCCCGAUUCACCCUGCAGGAGACCCUCGACAAGAUCAAGGCCGAGGCCGAGUCCGCGACCAAGUCUCUUGGCGAGAAGGCGGCCGCCCUCGCCGCUGCCGGUAGCAAAUACACCGCCCUUCAGCAGGCUCUCGACAAGCUGAAAGCCGACACCGAUUCCGACCUUGCCGCUGCUAAGAAGGAGUUGAGUGAUGCCCAAGAAAAGUUCACUGCCCUCCAGCAAUCCCACGACGAUCUCCAGAGCGGCUCCAGCGCCAACGUAUCUGCCGCCCAGAAGGAUCUCACCGAUGCCCAAGACAAGCUAGCCGCCCUUCAGCAGACCCUUGACCAGCGCAAAACCGAGGCUGAUGCGGACCUCGAGGCCGCCAAGAAGGAGCUGCUCGAAGCCCAGACCAAGUUCACCGAGCUCGAGGAUAAUCACAACAAGCUCAAGGUUGGUUCCGAGGAGCAGGUCGCCGCCACCAAGAAGGAGCUUGCCGAAGCGCAGGAGAAGGUUGCCGGCCUUCAACAGACCCUCGAUGGCCUCAAGUCCGAUUCCGCAUCUGUCUUGUCGUCCACCCAGAAGGAGCUCGCCGACGCUCAGGAGAAGCUCACUGCCCUCCAGCAGACCAACGACAAGAUCAAGGCCGAGGCGGACGCAGAGCUGGCGGCUGCCAAGAGCUCCCUCGUCGAGACCGAAGACAAGUACGCCAAGUUGCAGGAGUCUAGCAAGGCAGAGCUUGAGUCUGCCAAGAAGACCGUUGCCGAGUGGGAGGACAAAUACAACAAGCUGGAGCAGUCGCACAAGGAAGCCCAGUCCGCCUCUAGUACUGAGCUUGAGUCUGCAAAGAAGACCCUGGCUGAGUCCGAAGAGAAGUACACCAAGUUGCAGGAGGCUCACGAUGCCGAGCUUGCGGUUGCCAAGAAGAGCGUUUCCGACUGGGAGGAGAAGUACACCACGUUGGAAAAGGCUCAGACGGAAUCGCAGUCGGCUGCCAGCGCUCAGCUGGAAUCCGUAAAGAAGAGCUUGGCGGAGUCCGAGGAAAAGUACAAGACAUUGCAGGAGGCACAAGCACAGACCCAGUCGGAAUCUAGUGCAGAGUUGGAGGCGGCCAAGAAGAGUGUCGCAGAGUGGGAGGAGAAGUUCAACACCCUUAAGCAGACACAGGAGAAGUCCCAGUCUGAGAGCAGCGCUGAAGUUGACGCCGCCAAGAAGACGGCUGCCGAGUGGGAGGAGAAGUACACCGCCUUGCAGCAGGCCCAAGAGAAGGCUGCCUCUGACUCCCGUGCUGAGGUUGAUGCCGCAAAGAAGAGCGUCGCGGAGUGGGAGGAGAAGUUCAACGCCCUCAAGCAGACACAGGAGAAGGCCCAAGCCGAGUCCAGCGCUGAAGUUGAGGCCGCGAAGAAGAGUGGUGUGGAGUGGGAGGAGAAGUACAAGGUCCUCCAGGAGACUCAUGACAAGGCACAGUCCGAUGCCGGAGUUGAGCUCGCUUCAGUCAAGCAGAGCUUGGCUGAUGCCGAGACCAAGCACAAGUCGCAGCAAGAGUCCCACGAGAAGGCCAAGGCCGACUUCGAGGCGGAGCACACUACCACCAAGAAGACUCUCUCCGAUCUCGAAGAGAAGCACACCUCCCUGCAGCAAACUCACGACAAGACAAAGACCGACUCAGCCGAGGAGGCCUCGCGCCUGAGCAAGGAGCUGGCAGACUUGCAGACCAAGUAUGCCGACCUCGAGAAGUCUAGCGAGAGCGUCAAGAAGGACGCAUCUACCGAGCUCGAGAGCGCCAAGAAGGACGCUGCCGGCUGGCAGGAGAAGGCCGAGAAGUCGACCUCUGCUGUCGACACUUUGACCAAGGACCUCGAGGCCUCCAAGAAGGAUCUGGCUGCCGCGGAGGCGAAGCACGCCGCCGAGCUGCAGAAGCUGCGCGAGGAGCUCACAAAGGCUGCCAGCGUCAACGGCGACAAGCCUGCCGCUGAGCCUGCAGUGGAGGAGGCGAAGCCCAAGGAGGAGGCUGUUGCUGCAUAA
Messenger RNA from Colletotrichum phormii, 2535 nucleotides. RefSeq lists its product as uncharacterized. Gene Ontology annotation, cellular component: Golgi apparatus. The record is from RefSeq and is a predicted model, not a curated record. Bases 1 to 2535 code for a protein of 844 amino acids. The transcript is spliced from 2 exons. Lineage: Eukaryota; Fungi; Ascomycota; Sordariomycetes; Glomerellales; Glomerellaceae.